This is a messenger RNA of Momordica charantia (bitter melon), 654 nucleotides long. RefSeq lists its product as uncharacterized. The record is from RefSeq and is a predicted model, not a curated record. Lineage: Eukaryota; Viridiplantae; Streptophyta; Magnoliopsida; Cucurbitales; Cucurbitaceae.
CCUUAUUUCGGGAUCUCGCCCAUCAUAAUUUUUCAUGAAUUUGCAGUCUCCGUCGCCGGUCUACUGGGAGGCUCAUCUUUCGCUCAGCUCCAUUGCCUCUUCUUGUUCUUCUGUCGGCCAUUUUUGUCUAUGUAAAUUCGAGAAUACGUUUUAGUGCCUGGUUUUGUUUAUUUCCACAGCAAAUCAAAGCCUAGCCUUUAUAUUUUAUCGUCUUCCUUGUGCCGGCUAAGCCAGUGAUGCAGUGAAAAUUUUUGAAAGGGAGCCAUGGCAGCAGCGUCGUUUAGGUGGAUACUACAACUACACAGGGACGUCCCCAAAGCGGCAAGAUUCUACUCAGAGGGCUUGGACUUCACUGUUAACGUCUGCACUCUCCGUUGGGCGGAGCUUCAGUCCGGGCCUCUCAAACUCGCUCUCAUGCAAAACAACGACCAUAUCGUGCAGCAGAAGGGAUAUUCUUCGCUGCUAUCAUUCACGGUGACAGAUAUUAACAGCACAGUGACCAAAUUAAUGGGAUUGGGAGCUGAACUAGAUGGUUCCAUAAAGUAUGAAAUACACGGAAAGGUUGCAUCCAUGAGAUGUAUUGAUGGCCAUAUGCUGGGUCUUUAUGAACCUGUAUAAGAGCUCAGAAUUAACUUUCCUGGGUACUAGUAACAU